This is a messenger RNA of Polyodon spathula (Mississippi paddlefish), 1425 nucleotides long. Its product is annotated as inter-alpha-trypsin inhibitor heavy chain H3-like. The transcript is spliced from 11 exons. Lineage: Eukaryota; Metazoa; Chordata; Actinopteri; Acipenseriformes; Polyodontidae. The record is from RefSeq and is a predicted model, not a curated record. Bases 71 to 1123 code for a protein of 350 amino acids.
GAUCAGUCUUCUCUGUAUUUGUGCCGUUCCAGCGACGGAUAUAAACGCGGCUGUUCUGAAAGCAUUGGAAAUGCUGAAGGUUUCUAAGCAGGAGAGGAAGCUCCCUGAACGCAGCGUCUCCAUUAUCAUUCUGCUGACUGACGGCGACCCCACAUCCGGCGUCACUAACCUGGGGCAGAUUCAGUCCAAUAUAAAGGCAGGGAUUGACGGCAGGUACACGCUGUACUGCCUUGGCUUCGGCUUUGACGUCAAUUACAACUUCCUGGAGAAGCUGGCUCUGGAGAACGGGGGCGUGGCUCGGCGUAUCUACGAAAGCUCGGACUCCGCCUUGCAGCUCCAGGGGUUUUACGAAGAGGUGGCGACUCCUUUGCUGCAGCAGGUUGAGCUGCAGUACCCGGGAAACGGGGUCUCUGAUCUGACAGAAAAUGUUUUCAGACAAUACUACAAUGGCUCAGAAAUUGUGGUCGCUGGGCGGAUUUCCAAAAACGACCUAGAGAUACUUAGCAUCCAGAUAAAAGCAGCGGCAUCAAGCAACGACCUGACCCUCACAGCCGAGACGCCGGUGGAGGAGAAGGACGAAGCUGUGAAGAAGCACAAGUACAUUUUCGGGGAGUACAUCGAGAGGCUCUGGGCUUACCUGACCAUCCAGCAGCUGCUGUCAAAGGCCAUUUCAGCUCAGCCUGAACAGAGCAAAGCCCUCAACGAGAAAGCUCUGCAGCUCUCUUUGAACUAUAACUUUGUGACUUCACUGACAUCGAUGGUGGUGACAAAACCCGAGGAAGGGCAGACAGACCGAACCAUGGUGGCACACAAACCAACUGAAGGCGAGCCAGAAGACAGAGCUGACUUCAGUCAUCCUGGACUGGUUGGAUUACCGGGAAUACCAGGACCGGCAGUAGGAGGGGUAAUGUUAAAUUCCGGUCGUUCUUAUCUCAAGAAGUCACAACAGGGCUCUGCCCUCAGAUACCCCAUAGCUUUUAAUCCUCCAAUGUUCUCGUUGUUGACCCAUGACAGCUCUUAUGACUUUGAUUCGCAAGCUACACCACAAAUUCAUAAAGCACGACCAACCCAUACAGCUCCACCACUAACCCACACAGGUAAAAAAAAAAAGCCAAAAACGUAAUGCUUCACGUAGGCUCCAAAAAGCAUUGCUGACGUCUUUUGUCCUCUUGUACCCAAAAACACAGAAAUUUUCAGAAUACAAGUUUGUUACCUUUGUUACCCAAGUAAAGCCCUCCAGGACGAUGUCUCCUUUUCAGAAAAUGCUACACAUUUCUAACAUGAUGCUUUUUGUUAUUGUCCCAGUUGCACGCUUCCAUUCGCUAUAAGGGGCUCAAAGGGGAAGUUUAAGAAAACCAAUCUGCUAUUGCAAACAUGUGUUUUCACUUUAAAACACGACACUCACACUGCCUUGGUCAUUUCAAC